Messenger RNA from Rubroshorea leprosula, 925 nucleotides. The record is from the annotation of a GenBank genome assembly. NCBI's taxonomy places the organism in Eukaryota, Viridiplantae, Streptophyta, Magnoliopsida, Malvales, Dipterocarpaceae.
GUACGUCGCCAUUUCACCAUCUCAAAACUCAUCACUUCUCUAAUCAACAAAAUUUGGCAGUUAACUGCCAUCCCGGUGGCCGUAAUUGUUUGAGGGAAUCGGACGGUGAUUCACACGGAGGAGCUUGAUCAAGAUGAGCUGCAACGGAUGCAGAGUACUUCGGAAGGGCUGCAGCGAGACUUGCGUACUCAGGACCUCCCUGCAGUGGAUCGAGUCUCCGGAGGCCCAAGGCAACGCCACCUUGUUUCUUGCCAAAUUCUUCGGCCGGAGUGACCUACUCUCCUUCAUCUCUUCCGUGCCGGAAUCUCAACGACCCGCUUUGUGCCAGUCGUUAUUAUUUGAAGCGUGCGGGCGUACGGUGAAUCCGGUGAACGGAGCGGUGGGGUUGUUAUCGAGCGGGAAUUGGCACGUGUGUCAGGCGGCGGUGGAUACGGUACUCGCUGGCGGCUCUUUACGGCCGAUCGCUGGGAUUCUGGCUGGAGUGUGGACGCCGAGUAGCGACGAAUCCUCGGACAGAUUCCGUGCGGACCCAUACACGUUACAGACCCUGUACCCGCAGGCGAAGCCGCUGAUCAUGUUUAAGGAGAAUCAAGCGGCAGCAACGCCUUUUGAUCUGAGCCUGUCCUUGACCCCCAAAUCAGGAGGAGGGAGACGCGGCAGAGUGAGGAAUUACGAAGCAGAGAGUUGGAGAGGAAGCGCUGCGUCGCUUUUCUCUGAGGAAUCCAGGUUGACCACCGUACGAAGCGCCGAAAACGACAGACAGCAGGAGAGGAAGGUUUUGAAUCUGUUUGUGUAAGAGAGAGUACUGAGAGUUUUUAAAACUUUUAGUUUUAGUAAAGUGUUUUUGAUGCGCCGGCCAUGUACUGAAUAACAGUGAGAAAAAUAGUAGUAGAAGUAAAGUAAGUAAUAAUAACAGAACAUUUUU